AUGGCGCCCACCCUGGUGGAGCAUGUUGUCGCUGACGCUGGAGCAUUUUUGAAGAAAUCCCCCUUGCAGGAGAUUGGCAGGAACAUCUACACCCUGAGAGAUGUAGUGAACGAGAUCAGAGACAAACCCACCAGGAGAAGCCUGGCCGUCCUACCAUACCAGCUCAACUUAAAAGAACCACACCCUGAGCACAUCCACACAGUGACUGAGUUCUCCAAGAAGACCGGAGACUACCCAAGUCUGUCUGCCACUGACAUUAAAGUCCUGGCUCUGACAUACCAGUUGGAACUGGAACAUGUCGGCUCACAACACCUGAAGAAAGAGCCGGUGGUUAAGGUGAAUAUUCAGAGCACACAGCGUCACCCUGAGACACCAGUUAAUGUUGCAGGAUUUCACUUUCCCUCCAAGUGUUUUCAGAGACCUGCAGGCAGCUCAAAAGUCCAAGAGACUGUGACUGAAACAGAAACAUCGACUACAGCCGACUGCGAACAGUUUAACAGUUUUCAUUUCUGGAGAGAGCCGCUGCCUUCCAUUGACGCCGACCUGCUGGAUUUACUGGAACCAGCGGACGUUUUAACAUCAAACAAAACACAGAAGACAGAGACAAACAUACCGACGUCCUCUGUGACGGCCGACAGCGAACAGUUUAACAGCUUUAACUUUUGGAGGGAGCCGCUGCCGUCGUUCGAUGACGAGCUGCUGGGUUUACUGAAAGAGGAUGGUGUGUCAGGCAGCAGGUUGGACACAUCACUGCACUCAGAGGAUGAGGAUGACAAAGAGAAUGAGCCCGAUGAGGAGGAAGAGGAUGAAGAUGAUGAUGACGGAGGUGGCUGGAUCACUCCCAGUAACAUCAAACAGGUGAAGAUGGACUCAGCUGAUUGGACGGCUCCAGCUGACAUCAAAGUCGGAUGUCUGACCACUGACUUUGCCAUGCAGAACGUUCUGAUCCAGAUCGGACUUCAUGUUCUCUCUGUUAAUGGGAUGGUUAUCAAACAGGCGAGGAACUUCAUCCUCCGAUGCCACGCCUGCUUUAAAACAACAAGCAACAUGAGCAAAGUUUUCUGCCCUCACUGCGGGAACUCUACGCUGAAGAAGGUGGCGGUGACGGUCAAUGAGGACGGCAGCAAGCAGAUGCACUUCUCCAGAAACCCCAAAGUGAUGAACCCCAAGGGGCUCAAGUACUCACUGCCUCUGCCUCAGGGGGGGAAACACGGCAGCAACCCUCACCUGACUGAGGACCAGCGUUUCCCCCAACAGAGACUGUCCCGAAAAGCGCGUCAGAAGACCGACGUCUUCAACCCGGACUACGUGGCCGGAUCCUCGCCGUUCUGUGAGAACGACAUCUACAGCCGUGCCGCCAACCUCCAAAUCCGGGACAGUCAGUGCGGCGGGGGCAGGCGACGGGCCAACCCCAACACCGCACGCAAGAAGUUCGUCAAAAAGAAGUGACGGACAUUUAUUUGGACACAAAACCACACCUUCAACAAAUCUGUGACAUGAGGGAUUCAGACUGGAGACUGUUUUUCCAAAUCAGCCACUAGUGUUUCCAAGAAGAAGGAGUCAAAUCACUGAUGGAUGAUUUGGAAAGUGUGACGGGUUCAGCUCAGAAAACAAAACCAGCAUUUUUCUAAUAUUUGCUCAAAAGCUUUGUUUCCGGUAAACAGUCAUACAGAGUGUUGUGUUGAGAUUGACUUAUUAAUAUCAUUUAUCUAUAUUAAUAUUCAAAUAAAUGUUAGACUUGACAAUAUGG
Molecule: messenger RNA, 1750 nt
Organism: Sphaeramia orbicularis (orbiculate cardinalfish)
Lineage: Eukaryota; Metazoa; Chordata; Actinopteri; Kurtiformes; Apogonidae
Product: RNA-binding protein NOB1-like
Exons: 10
Coding region: 1-1449 (482 amino acids)
Biological process (GO): maturation of SSU-rRNA; ribosomal small subunit biogenesis
Cellular component (GO): preribosome, small subunit precursor
Molecular function (GO): RNA endonuclease activity
Source: RefSeq, a predicted model, not a curated record